UGUAUUGUAAAUAGAAGUCCAAUUAAUAAUACGUAAUACGUCGUGUGUUUGAAUGAAUGUGUACGUGCAAUACAGUAGUAUGUAGUAGUAGGCUAUCAGCUGCUGUUAAAUAGACUUUAUCAUACAGAUAAAGAGGAAAUAGAUAUAAAUUUGUGGUGUAAAGUUUUUAGCUUCGUAUACUUCAAUACAACAUGGUGCUUCUAACCUAAAAUAUGAAAAUAUAAAAGGAAAGUUGUUUUGACAUUCCUUCGAUUUGUUUGGAUAAAAUAUUCGGUGUGUUAUUGCUCAGAUGGAAAGGAUUAUUACAUUAAAUAAAUAUGUCCAAAACUAGAAACAAUAUACGCAGCAGUGAGGAACACAGCAGCUUAUCUUCUUGUACAUCAUCAUCAUUAUCAUCAGAUGAAGAUGAAAUUGAUACAAGAGAUUUAAAACCAAUUAAGAAUUAUUUAUCAAAUCGUAAAGAAUUAGCCCAACAACUUUUCAAAUCUGUUAAGCCAGAAAAGAUUCGUAUGAUGCUGCCUCAAGUUUUGAAACAUGUAAAUUUAAGUGAACUAGAAGAAUACUGUGCGAAUGAGUUAAAUGGUAUGUCUAAAGCUCGAAUAUUAUCGAAAUUAAAUGGCAAACCUAUGUUGGAAUCUUCAGACACAAGCGAAUCAGAUGAUUCAGGACCUUCUCUAGAAAUUAUUUCUGAUACAGAAGAAUGGUUGACAGAUGACGAUACAUCUAAAAAGGAAAAUGGUAAACAGGGAAAGUUAAUAAAACGAGAUAAAACAAAUAUUAAAAGAAAACUACAUAUUAAGAAAAAUGAUCCAGAUAAGUCUAAUUCUAAAGCGAAAUGUAAUAUUAAAAAUGAAAAUCGUGAUAAAACUAAUAAGCAUGUUAAAAUUAAAAAAGAAGAUGAUAAGGAAGAUAAAGGAAAAGAAGGAGACAGUUUGUUAGAUUUAUUAGAAUUAGAAAUGCGAGCUCGUGCUAUAAGAGCUUUAAUACGAAAAGAGGAGGACAUAAUUCCAUCCACUAAUCCAUCAGAAAUAAAUGACAGUCAAGCAAUAGAGAAUAACAUUAGAACACGACACGACGAUGAUAAGGCUAAAGAAAAUUGUCGCAAGCAGUUAGAACAAAUUAUCAGUGCUCAACAAAGUAAAGGCGAAGAUGAAGAUGUUGUUUUAGUAAUUCAACCUACCCCAGUUGUCGAAUUAUUAUCUAGUGAUAGUGAUGGGCAAAUUCAUGACGAAACACGAGUAAGUCAAAAAUUGAAAAAUGAACGUGCAACGGAAACUGGAAAAUCUGCAAGUAAUUCCAUUGAAAACGCGAAGAAUUCUAGCAAAACUCUAGAAACUCAAGUAACAGGGGCACACGAUAAUACAAAUAUUGUAACCAAAACAAAUUUAAGUAGCGAAACAAGAACAAUAAUGCCUGAUAGAAAUGUUGAUAUAAAGAACAAUACAUUAUCAAUAUCAAUUUCUGCAGAUAACGUUGCGGAGAGACGCAAAAAAUCGAAGAAAAAGUCACAUACAAAAUUACAGCUUACUUCUACCAGCGAAAACACUUCAAAAUCAAAACAGAUUAAUACCGAGAUUAUAGAACGAUCAGAUGAUGUACAGGAUGUAAAUACUACAGAACAAUUAAGCCUUUCUGAAGAAAAUACAAUUAUCACGGAAGAAAAGAGUAAGACGAAAGAAAUACCGAAAGAGAGUAUAAUUGAAGAAGAGAAAUCGGCAGAUUUGGAUGAGAUAAUUGAUUUAGAUGAUUAUUGUGAUGUUAUGGAUAUAGAAAAUUGUGAUGAGAGUCAAGAUGAAGUUAUUGUUCCUUCUCAAGAAGAACAUAAGCAAUCUGCAUCUGGCGCAACUUUGCCGAAAUCAGAUUCAAUGGAAACUUGGGCAUCACGCUAUUAUCAAACUGACGAUGUUCAGAAUGUAAUAAAAGAAUCUAAGAUACAGUCUGAGAUUCGAAAGCGAUUGAGAGAACGUCAAAGAUUAUCUAAGUUGAAUAAAUCGCCAAAUUUGAAUUCGUCUUCACAAUCCUCUUCAACUGAUACAACUGCUACAUCUGAAAAAAUUCCAACAGGAUCAGUAGAAGAAUAUUUGGCUUUGAAGCGUGCAAUGAAUGCAAAUGUUAGCAAUGUUAGCACAACUAACAAUAAUAAUAAUACAACGCAAAAUAAUUCUGAAACUUCUGAAACUAUUAAUUCUAAUAGCGAUAUUAAUGCAAAAGAAAUGUUAGUGCAAGAUGAAAGUAUUUCUUCUCAUCAAGAAUAUACAGAUAAUGAUGCACAGAAAGUUAUUACUUCUGAAAUUACUGAAUCUACCGAACUGGCAGAAGCUGUUGCUGAUACAAAAUCUGAUACAAAUCCUGAUACUCAACCUGGUUAGUUUAAAUGUAAUUAAAUUUUAAUUUUAAUAUUAAUAAAUGUAUUCUGGGAAAUAUAUCUCUCAAGAAUUCUUAUAUAUAAAUCUAUAUUAUAUAUAUACUGUAUAUAUACGUGCGUAAAUAAUAUAUAAUGAUAUGUAGAAUAAUAAAGAACACACUACAAAACUCUAAA
Molecule: messenger RNA, 2539 nt
Organism: Formica exsecta
Lineage: Eukaryota; Metazoa; Arthropoda; Insecta; Hymenoptera; Formicidae
Product: dentin sialophosphoprotein
Exons: 5
Coding region: 318-2369 (683 amino acids)
Source: RefSeq, a predicted model, not a curated record